This is a messenger RNA of Vitis riparia (riverbank grape), 1651 nucleotides long. RefSeq names its product putative zinc finger protein CONSTANS-LIKE 11. Lineage: Eukaryota; Viridiplantae; Streptophyta; Magnoliopsida; Vitales; Vitaceae. The transcript has 5 exons. Bases 167 to 1204 code for a protein of 345 amino acids. The record is from RefSeq and is a predicted model, not a curated record. Gene Ontology annotation, molecular function: zinc ion binding; protein binding.
CCAGCUGCAGGCUUCAGGAUAAAUCUGUUCUUAUCCAUUUUCUAAAGAAAUCUCUGCAUCUGCAAGGGUCUUGAUUUUCCAAGCUUAGCAGUGUCAUCCUUGGACAAAGGAACCCAGACCUGAUUUCUGGUUGUUUGAAGUUGGUUUUCUGAGAGGAGUUUGGCUUAUGGGAAGUGUGGAGCCUGUUUGUGAGUUUUGUGGGGUGGCGAGGGCAGUGGUGUACUGCAAACAGGACAUGGCGCCCCUUUGCUUGCAGUGUGAUGGCUUUGUGCACUCUGCAAAUUUUAUAUCACGACGCCAUGUCCGUUCCCUUCUAUGUGACAAGUGCAAUUCCCAGCCAGCAACAAUUCAAUGCCUAGAAGAUGAAGCCUGUCUUUGUGAGAGCUGUGAGUGUAAUGUUAAUUCCUGCUUGGGAUCUGAACACAAGCACCAGCCCUUAAGCUUUUAUUCGGGCAGUCCAUCCCCGGAAGAGUUCAUACAAAUUUGGUCAUCUUCUCCAAGCUGCAAGAGUCCAGUAUCUUUGAGUACAAUUUGCAUCAACAGCUAUUGGGAGAGUAGGAACAAUAAUAGAAGCUUGUUCUGGUCAGUGACAUCAUUGACCAACAGGAUGAAGGAAUUGGAAUCUUUUACUAAGAUGUCCUCAUCACCCAUGAGUCCACCUCAAGCACUGUUCUUCUCCUCAGUGCCACAACUUUUAAAGCAAGACCCUUCAGAGUCGCAGAAUCUUCAUAUUUGCAAUGAUAAUAAUCUCUGCGAGGGGAGCAUGGAUGACGCAGAAUUGAAUUUAGAGAAGAGUGAUAAGGUGUAUGGCAGCUCAGAGUCUUAUAUCAAUUCUUUCGAGGAUGUUGGAAUGAGUUGCCCAUACAUGGACAAAAGCUUGCCAGCUGUUGAAUCUAAUAUCGAGGCUGUGAAUGAUCAAGAACCUAUAAACCCCUGCAGAAGCCAAAGUGUCAACCUAAAUUUUCCUACUGGGCUAGUUCAAUCUGGUGCCUCACUCUCCCUAUCCAACAUCACUGGUGAAAGCUGUGUUGCUGACUAUCAAGAUUGUGGAUUAUCGGCAGUAAUUUUAAAUGGGAAUCCAACUUGGGAUGCGAAUCUGGGGACUAGUUGCUCUCAGGCAAGGGUUGAAGCCAAGAGGAGAUACAAUAAGAAAAAGAAAACCCGAAUGUAUGUUCGGGAAACAAAUAAGAUAUGCUUCUCGUAAAGUCAGAGCUGAUAGUAGACAACGUGAAAAAGGUAGGUUUGUGAAGGCAGGUGAAACUUAUGGCUACAAUUUCCACUAAAAAUCAUAUCUUCACUCUUUCCGACUAACCCUGCUUAAGUAAGGCACCAAACUAUCCUAACCUACCUGCUCAAACUGAGAAAGAAGUCAAAAUGCAGACACUCUGUUUCAAAUGCUAACCAUGUUGAAAGAGUAAGGAGAUGGGGAGAUGGGGAGAUGGGAAGCAGCAUGGUUAUUCACCAGUUUCUCCAAGCUCAAGCAUUUAUUGUUCUUUUCCUUUCUGUAAAUAGAAGCAUUGAUGUAUGAAGAAGAUAUCCAUUCUAAAAACUAGCAGGUUCUCUGUUCUUCCUAGAGUUAAAAAGGGAUAGACUAUUCUUUAGAAUCUUUGUGUAAUAAUAUCAGUAAUUUGCCCUCAUGCUUCUUCAAUAU